Anopheles merus is the source of this 1605-nucleotide messenger RNA. RefSeq lists its product as uncharacterized. The coding region runs from base 148 to 1362 and encodes 404 amino acids. The record is from RefSeq and is a predicted model, not a curated record. NCBI's taxonomy places the organism in Eukaryota, Metazoa, Arthropoda, Insecta, Diptera, Culicidae. The transcript is spliced from 4 exons.
UUCACCGGACCGUAUGCGGCACACGCGCUUCCUGGUACGUGUACUGCCCUGCUCCCGGCUCGCGAAACCAUUUGACGAGCGUUCCUGUGCCAAAGUGUCGAUAUAUUCUUGGGGCACCAGUCGCGACGCCAAAAACCAAGCGCAACCAUGGGCCAGCUGAGCAAACACUUCCAGCUGGUAACGGUGGACAAAACGUGCCGCGAGAUGCUGCAUCCCGGUCAAACCUGCGCCGCCGCCUGGUGCACCUUCCUCGUCGAGGGCGUGCUGGGCGGGUUGCGCCACUACCUGCCAGCGGUUGUCACGCCGAUGCUGUUCCGCAUCCGCCAGUGGUCCGAUCCGGAGGUGUGGCGCAACUUCUUCUGGCAGUACGCGCGCUGCAUCCUGGCCGGACUGCCCAUGACGGGCGGUAGCUUCCUCGCCUUCUGUCUGUUCUACAAAUGUAUGGGUCGCUUUCCGGCGGCCUGGUUCGUGUUGGUGCCCUCGCUGGCUGGUGGGCUGACGGCGCGCUACUUGCCGCGCCACAUCGUUCGUGCCCAGGGCAUUGGACUCUUCAAUAUGUACAUCGAGUUCCUGAUCCGGCGGGCGCACAGUCCGCUCGUGGCCCAUCUGCGCACCUCCCGGCCGUACGCGACCGCCAUCUUCGCCGCGCUCAGUGCGGGCAUUAUGGCGGCCCGCCAAUGGCUGCAGCUGGACCGGUUCUGGUUUGCCACCACCUACCCAGAUGACCAUUGCGCCCGCCAGCACGUCAACCCAGCUGCCCCAGGUCGGGCGUCCUGCAGCACCGCCAGCACCUGCCGGCAGCACAUCGUAACGGCCAUGGUGCGCUCGGUCUACAUCGGUCUCGCGAUCAGCCUGGUAAAGAACUUCCUGCCCCGCAUGCCGCUGCUGCUGACCGAUCCGGUCGCGCUGGCCAAACUGCUGCUGACCCGGUUCGAUCUCGGCCUGUUCGGCUUCAUCACCUGCUACAAAACGAUCUACGAAGCGGUCAACUGCGGGCUGGCCGGCCACCGUCCCUCGCCGCUCGUCCGCAGUGCCGCCGGCGGGCUGUGCGCCGGCCUGGCCUACUACUGCUUUCCCAACUAUCUGCUGUUCACCUUCGCCCUGACCGAGCUGGCCGAGCUCGGCUGGCUGGUGUACAUGCGGUCGGAGCGGUUCCGCAAGCCGCCCGCCGUCCGCUGGCUGGACGGCAGGCUGCCCGUCUCGAUACUGCUGUACACGGCCAGCCUGGGCCUGCUGUGCCAUCUGCGGAUCGUCUACCCGUACCACAUCAACCGCUACUGGCACAAGCUGAUGGCGAACGGGACGUGGGGCCGGUCGGACGCGCUCGCCCGCAAUUACGCCAGCAUCCUGCUCGCACAGUAGUUUCAUUGGCGUUCCGUUGGCCGUGUUGCCGCGCCGGUUGUGAUGCAACUUUAUUGGAUUUUGGUGUUUAUUCUUUUACGGUGGAAAGUAUCCAAAUCCAAAUCGGUACAAUACUUGCCAUUGCAAAAAAAAACUGCAAGCAAAACCGAUACGCAAAAUAAUGGAAUAUCGCUUUCAUGUCUCUCACUCGAUGUGGUUGUUGUUUUUUAUAGCUUUUGCAAAAAAAAAAAUAAAAAAAAAAAU